Clarias gariepinus (North African catfish) is the source of this 4272-nucleotide messenger RNA. RefSeq names its product mitogen-activated protein kinase 10 (gene mapk10). The transcript is spliced from 13 exons. NCBI's taxonomy places the organism in Eukaryota, Metazoa, Chordata, Actinopteri, Siluriformes, Clariidae. Bases 335 to 1867 code for a protein of 510 amino acids. Gene Ontology annotation, molecular function: ATP binding; JUN kinase activity. Gene Ontology annotation, biological process: protein phosphorylation; JNK cascade. Gene Ontology annotation, cellular component: cytoplasm; nucleus. The record is from RefSeq and is a predicted model, not a curated record.
UUUGGCCGAGCACGAUGACACAUACGCAACUUCUGCUGGUGCCUGGAAAACUCUGAUUAAUAUUUAAUGCUGAACCGUGGGGUGUUUUAUAAAGGCGCAGUGUGUUUAGCUCUUUAGAACUUGGCCGCAUGUAACAGGAAACGCUCUGGGAAAGCAAAGGAAGUCAUCAACCCGUGUUAGCAUGCAGCUAUUUUUGGAAGCAUCUUCAUCAUUGUCAUCAUCAUCAUCAUCAUCAUGGUGGUUCAGGGUUGAUGUAGCUUCUGAGGAUGAAUUAAAGCCAGCGCAAGUCUUGCCAGGAUUUUGAUAUAAAGUUGAUAGAUGUAGCGUGAAGUGAAUGUGUUUGUGUAAUUUGCCUCUUCCACCAGCGCUCAUAAGGGACAUAGUGUGGGAAAGUAUCUGGAGACCUUGUUACCCGUGGGCUUGUCUGAUUUACCAUUGUAUUUAUGAACAGACAUUUCUUAUACAACUGCAGUGCACCAAUCCUGGAUGUGAAGAUUGCCUUUUGUCAGGUGUGUGUCCCAUACAGGUAAAACAAAAGGGUUUUGGUAAACAAGUUGAUGUGUCUAACAUCGCCAAGCAUUACAACAUGAGCAAGAGCAAAGUGGACAACCAGUUCUACAGCGUGGAAGUCGGAGACUCCACCUUCACGGUUCUGAAACGGUACCAGAACCUCAAGCCCAUUGGUUCUGGGGCUCAGGGAAUAGUAUGUGCGGGAUAUGACGCUGUCCUGGACAGAAAUGUGGCUAUAAAGAAGCUCAGCAGACCUUUCCAGAACCAGACCCACGCCAAGCGCGCUUACAGGGAGCUGGUGCUCAUGAAGUGUGUCAAUCACAAAAAUAUCAUCAGCUUAUUAAACGUUUUCACACCACAGAAGUCUUUAGAGGAAUUCCAGGAUGUGUACCUGGUGAUGGAGCUGAUGGAUGCUAAUCUGUGCCAGGUGAUUCAGAUGGAGCUGGACCAUGAGAGGAUGUCCUACCUGCUCUACCAGAUGCUGUGUGGCAUCAAACACUUACACUCGGCCGGCAUCAUCCACAGGGAUCUGAAACCUAGCAAUAUCGUGGUAAAGUCAGACUGCACGCUGAAGAUUCUGGACUUCGGGUUGGCGAGGACCGCGGGGACCAGCUUCAUGAUGACUCCGUAUGUGGUGACGCGGUACUACAGAGCCCCCGAGGUCAUCCUGGGCAUGGGGUAUAAAGAGAACGUGGAUAUUUGGUCAGUCGGUUGCAUUAUGGGCGAAAUGGUGCGCCACAAAAUCCUCUUCCCCGGCCGAGACUACAUCGAUCAGUGGAAUAAGGUGAUUGAGCAGCUCGGCACGCCAUCGCCCGAGUUCAUGAAGAAGCUCCAGCCCACAGUGAGGAACUAUGUGGAGAACCGACCUAAAUAUGCCGGCCUCACUUUCCCAAAGCUGUUCCCCGACUGCCUGUUCCCUGCAGACUCGGAGCACAACAAACUCAAAGCGAGUCAGGCCAGAGAUCUGCUUUCUAAAAUGCUUAUCAUCGAUCCUGCUAAGCGGAUAUCAGUGGACGAGGCCCUGCAGCACCCCUACAUCAACGUGUGGUACGAUCCGUCUGAGGUGGAGGCGCCUCCUCCUCAGAUCUACGACAAGCAGCUGGAUGAGCGAGAACACUCCAUCGAUGAGUGGAAAGAACUGAUCUAUAAAGAAGUGAUGAACUUUGAGGAGCGAACGAAGAAUGGUGUGGUGAAGGGACAGCCUUCUCCUUCAGGUGCAGCCAUGAACAGCAGCGAAAGCCUCCCUCCGUCCUCGUCCGUCAACGACAUCUCGUCCAUGAGCACCGACCAAACCCUGGCCUCCGACACGGACAGCAGCCUGGAGACCUCGGCCGGGCCGCUCGGCUGCUGCAGGUGACUAACCGCCUGCCUGCGCAACCCCGCCUUCUUUAGGAGGUGAUCUGAAUUAUUUCACGAAUCAAGGAAAAAAAAUUACGGAACGAGAAAAGUAACGCCUAUUCCGACGCCUAUCCGAUCUACUACUCUGCAAAAAGAAAAAAAAAGAGAAGAAAAAAAAAGAUAGCAGUCGCUCAAAUAUUAUCAUUGUGGUCCAAGAGAUUGGAUUCAGUUUAACGAUAAAUUUAGGAAUAACAGAAAAAUAAAUAAUAAAGCCUGCGUUAUUGCUCAAAGUAAAAGGAAAAAAAGAUGCUGAUGUAUGUGUAUAUUUAUGAGUCCCUCACUAGUUGCUUUGCUUUAUACUCCCUCCAUAUGGCAUCUGAUAAUAAUGGAAGAAAAAAAUAACAAAACAAGAAAAACGAUGUAAUGCUUACCGAGGCAUCUCUGUAAAGUGUAAUACGUUAAUACGUUAACCUGGAUGAUCCCGAGUAAACCACAAGCUUUCUGUGCUCCUUCGCUCGAUGUGGCAAGGUGUGCUUUCGUGUUUCUGACUACUCGAAUAAGUAAUAUACCGUAUAAUUAUAAUUCCCCCUCUUUAACCAGAGGAAAAUGACCUCAAAGAUGAUUUUCUUCUUCUUUUUUUUUUCUGGGUGUGAACAUAAAAACCCCUCGAUCUCUUGUAAAUAUGUAAUUCUGUACAGCUGCAAGGCAUGAAUGGGACUGACGGCCAGUAUCGGGAGUUGUCUUGCGCACCUUGCCACAUCCCUUUGCCGCUUUGACCUUUAUUUGCCCUUGCCUGUAGUCUUCUUGCAUGAUCCGAGAGAAAGAAAAAAAAAAAACAACAACAACAAAAAAAAUGAAAUGUUAAUAUAAAUAUAACCCAGUAUAUUUGUAUACCAUGUGAUGAAAUGAAAUCUGCUGGAAGCUGCGAGGCGAACGGGAAAGGGUUUUUACGCUGGCGGAAGUGGUCACGUGUGCGUCCUUGUAUUCUGCAGGAAGCCAUUGCGAGGGAACAGCUACUGUCACACAUACUGUAACACUCCCAUCAGGGUUGCCAGAGAUGCACAUUUUUGACCGUGCUAGUAUGUUACAGGCGUAAUCAUCUCAUUAAUGGUCACGAAAACAAACACAGAUGAUGUAAAUGCAGACGAAGAGACGUCUGCGAUAUAUACAGGAUAUGUGUUGUAGAGAUUUCGCUCAUGUUGCAAGAAAUCAGGAAAGAACGAUUGAAUUGCAUCUGUCGAAUUCCAGCUACUGCAUAGAAAUGCAGCGCACUCUGGUGAACGCGGAAACUGACAACGACCAUCUUGUGUUUCGUGAUUUAAAAAAAAAUUAUAUACUAGGACUAGAAAUGUCAACCUGGCAACCCUGACCUCCAUCCUGUUCUUUUUUUUUUUAAGUUUUAAAUUGCUAAAACAAUACAGAACAUAUAUCAUACAUCCGCAGUUUCAUCAUACUUGCUGCUUUGCAUGGCAUUCAUUUCCUUAACCUUCGACACCUCCGAUCGGUUCUCUUACGGCUGUUGCAUGUUCAGGAAAGGGCUUCCCCCCCCCCAAAGUCUAGCAACUUCGAAGCGAAUGCUGUGUCAACAAUACCUCAUUCUCGUAGCUUUGCAUUCGAAUCAUUGCCAUUGUGCAUUCUUAGUGUACAUCUGUCUAAACGACCAUCUUUCUUAUACAUUAUGUUGUCUGAACGGAAUCCAAAUGGACUUACUACCUAAACCGAGGAAUCCGAAAGAAGUGGGCUUUAUUUAUUGAGCGCAUGAGUUUGCCUGAAUUCGGGUAGUGCCUUUUAAAAUAAUGCAGUUUAUCUUAUUUAUCGGAAACAACUCUAAGAGCAGUAAAGCAUGGACGAGGUUCGGGCGAGGUUGCACAGGCGGUGGCUUUGUCACAAUUUGAACCCUGCAGGUUAUUCCGAGUUGUCGUACGUCGGCGGUGCCUGGUUUGUCGGGUCUUUUCCUUCUUCUAACCUCUUUGUCUAAAGUAUGCACAUAAUCACGAAAUCUCGAAAUACCAUCCCCUUCCUUGUCCUAUUAAAAAAAAAAAAAAAAAAGAAUGAAUCCUGACCUGUAAUUGUUGCAUUUCUAAAUAAUGUCUUGUAAAAAGAAACCUCAAGCUUUACCCACACACCUGAAGUUUUUGUUUUUCAGUUAUAGGUUAUUGAUAAGCCUUAUUCAAUAAUAAGUACAUGGUAAAAAGAAAUGCAUCAUAUAGUUUUCUUUUUGUUUUGUACCUGUACUUGUCUGAGUUGUCCUGUGUACCAAAUAAUUUUAAUAAAGGAAUAAAACGCACACCUUUUUUUUUUUUUUUUUGAUUGUUAAAUUAAUUCGGGCCAUUUCUGAUUUCUAAUAGUGAUAAUUUCUUUAAACUGUAUUGCCAUUCUGAAUUUAACCAUGCAUUAACCAUUACUGUGUCAUACAGUAUAGCA